GUUCUGGACUAUUGAUGAGGCUAUUGACUGUUGCGACCGAUGCCCUGACAGCAGCAAUCUCCUGACUGCUCCGGACCUCUCCUCAGAUCUGACGGAGGUCAACGAUCCGGCCAUCCGGCCAUCCGGCACUGAAUCCCGCACUCAACCCCGCGUCCCGCCCAGGAGAAGGGUGUCGCUCUGGUGGGCCGUGACCUCAACUCCGUGGUGUCAAACCGCCCAUCCUCGAUUCCUUCCGACAUCCUCUCCUGCUCACUUAGUGCGGGAUAGAUGGAUACCUAGAUCGAUGAACAGAGCAGCUUUUCCCCAGCGUUCGAGUCUUUGGUCGGUCGCCUCCAGUUGCCUGCGGUAUUGGACCAUGCCCGCGGCCCGGCACUGAAUCGUCCCCGCCCCCAUGUCGGCCCGCCAGGCCCGCCAGGCCCGCCCUAGUGGGACUCGGUCGACGCCCCUGCCGGCUGCCCUGCCCCCUAGCAGUGGUGGUGGUGGUGGUGUGACCUUGCACAAAAUUCGAGUGACCGUGUUGUGCGCGUGUCACUUGGCCAAGCGGGAUUUGUUCCGCUUGCCCGACCCGUUCGUGCGGUUAAGCGUGGAUCCAGCCGGCACGCCCAAUCCCAAUCCGGUCAGCCCCUCCUUGGUGGGGCAGAUGCACUGCACCGAGACGGUCCGGGGCACCUUGGACCCCAAAUGGAACGCCCACUUUGACUUGCUGUUGCGACCCGCCGAUGCCAUCACGUUGUCCGUGUGGAACGAGAAGAAGGUCAAGAGUCAUCCGGCGGGUAGCGAGGCGGGCAAGAAGGGCGGCACCGUCACGGGUCUGCCGUUGGGUGUGGCCUCGGACGGUUUCUUGGGCUGCGUGCGUUUGUUGAGCAACGCCAUUGAGCGGCUCAAGGAUACGGGCUAUCAACGGCUAGAUCUGGUCACGGACCAACAUCACUCCUGGCCGGUCAAAGGUCAAGUGGUAAUCUCGUUGAUGUCGCGGGAAGGACACGGCACGGGAAGUCUCAAUGCCGUUGUGGAUAGCUUAGGGAACUUGCGGUGCUCUAACAACGACCUGCCCGAGGGUUGGGAAGAGCGUCGAACUACGUCCGGGCGGGUCUAUUAUGUCAAUCAUGUCACUCGCACCACUCAGUGGGAACGCCCCCUCCGGCCCGCCAACGCUUUGGCGCCCACCUCGACGACAUCGAACGAAUUGUUCAACGUCAGUCCAGCCACGUUUCAACACCAAUGGGCUGGAAUUGGUCCGCCCGCCGCCCCGCAUGAGCCCCCAGUCCGUCGAGGCACACCCCGGCGAAGCAAUGGCGCGCCUAAUUCCCAUACCCCGCCCUCUGGCAGCCACAGCCAGAGUCAAGGUCAAGGCCAGCCGCGUACUUCUGUGAUACUAGCGCCCGUGGACUUGCCUGAGGGUUUUGAGAUUCGACAUACUGACCAAGGACAAAUCUACUUCCUCAAUGUGCUCACAGGUGUAAGCACAUGGCAUGAUCCGAGAAUUCCCAAGGACUACAACCUCAGUCAGGUAUUAGGCACAGAAGAGCAACGGAGCAACGAUGACAUCCUCGGACCGCUUCCCACGGGCUGGGAGCGAAGAGAGACUUCUACGGGCCGGCCCUACUUCGUGGACCACCUCCAUCGAACCACGCAGUUCACGGACCCCCGACUCUCCGGGCCUAUCCUCCAAAAGAUACAACGACAUAAGACUCAAAACAAUCAAACCCAACCUGGCUCGCCCACCCACCGAGAAAGCAACGAGAGUUCAACCGCCACACCCACGACCACUGGAGCAGACGCCUCAACAGGCGACGAAGACGGGCCAUCAUCAACGGAUCCGCCCUCUCCUAAUCCAGACGGGGUGCCUUCCACGCCAAGCCGAGCGCUGCCAAUACCAAUGCCACACGGAGACGAUCCAGAAGUCACGCCCCCGAGUAGCAGUCAGGGUCCGUCUGGAACUGCUAGCACAAACACUAAUGGCCAUAUCUCGCCCACACCUCCACUCCCGCCACCGAACCCGCCUUCAUCUUCUUCAGCCACCAGUACCACGGUUAACGCUCCACCGACCACCACGGUCAGUGCUGCUCUAACAGAGGGCGUGGUGUCCUCCUCGCCUUCGACCCCCGUGGCAGCCACUACGCCUGUGGUGCCUACCACAGUGUCGUCAAGUACGACGGCUACACCCAAUUCUUCGUCAUCAUCAUUAUCGACGCCGACGCCGUCUUCCGUCAGAAACAUCCGAGCAACAAGUUACGGCCGCUCCAACUCCACGCCCACUGCCACGCCCGUGUCCACGAACAACAACAAUCUGGACAGCGAGGUCUUGCCCAAAUACAAGCGAGAUCUGGUGGCCAAGAUCAAGCUGCUCCGUCAAGAACUCACGUCACAACAACCUCAAUCCGGACAUUGUCGACUGGAGGUGAGUCGCCAAGAGGUCUUUGAGGAAAGCUACCGUCUCAUCGUCAAAAUGCGGCCCAAAGAUCUCAAGAAGCGCCUUAUGAUCAAGUUCCGGGGCGAGGAUGGUCUCGAUUACGGUGGGAUUGCCCGCGAAUGGCUUCACCUUCUCAGCCACGAAAUGUUGAACCCGUACUACGGACUCUUCCAGUAUUCCCGGGACGAUAUUUACACGCUUCAAAUCAACACGGACUCGAGCAUUAACCCGGAUCAUCUGAGCUACUUCCACUUUGUGGGUCGAAUCAUUGGCAUGGCCGUGUUUCACGGCCACCACAUUGACGGUGGAUUUACGAUGCCUUUCUACAAGAUGCUGCUGAACAAGUCGAUUACCCUGGACGACAUCGAAGAGGUGGAUCCGAGUUUGCAUUCCUCGUUGCGAUGGAUGUUGGUGAAUGAUAUCACCGGGGUCUUGGAUUCCACCUUCUCCGUGGAACACGAGGCAUACGGACUUCUUCAGACUCACGAGCUCAAAAAAGGAGGCAAGGAUAUCGAGGUGACCGAGAGUAACAAGAAAGAGUAUGUGAAGCUCUACGUCAAUUAUCGAUGGUGCCGCGGGAUCGAGCAGCAAUUUUUAGCCCUUCAAAAAGGCUUCAACGAACUCAUCCCCCAACAACUUCUAAAACCUUUCGACGAGAGAGAGCUCGAACUUGUCAUAGGUGGAAUCGGCAAGAUCGACAUCGAGGAUUGGAAGACCCACACCCGACUGAAGCACUGCAAUGCUGACACGCCCGUCGUUCAAUGGUUCUGGGAGAUCGUGGACGGCUACUCGGAAGAGAUGCGGGCCCGUCUCCUUCAAUUUGUGACUGGAAGCUCGCGUGUGCCGCUUCAAGGAUUCAAAGCCCUUCAAGGGUCCACGGGUGCGGCCGGACCUCGACUCUUCACCUUGCAUGUCAUCGAGGCGUCCACCGAAAACCUGCCCAAGGCGCACACUUGCUUCAAUCGUUUAGAUUUGCCUGCUUACGAAACCCUCGCCAAGAUGUGCGACAAGCUUACCCAAGCCGUGGAGGAAACUUGCGGUUUUGCCGUGGAAUGAGAGAAUCCUCCUCCAUCCGUGAACCCUGUUGUCCCAUUCCCCUAGGAAUCGUUCUUUCUUCCUUAUUCUCAAUAUUGCCUCGGGUCUUGUGCCCAAGUGAUUUGAAAGGCUUGCUUCCCUCCUUUGGCCAGAAUGUAGGCGCAAGUUUUAUAAAGUAGCUUUCGUAUCCCUCUCUCAACAACGAGCGAGCGAACCAAGGACAGGCGGAGAAUACUGACUAAUUGUCAAAGACUUCAUAUAUUUUUAAGUCUCGUGCCUUUUCGAGCUAUCGAAGGCCAGGCCUGCAAUCCAUAAGAAAUUCUUCUUGCCCUAACGAAAAUUAGAUCCAAUGUAAUUAGACCCCACUCCUUUCGUUCUCAAUGACGAACGAAAUCCGAAUCAUCAUCUUCAUUGAGUAACUUUUUAUUAUAUUGAAAACAUAGGUCUAACCAUGAAGAUCAGUUAUUUACAUUAUUACAUAAAUCUAACGACUUUGAUUACAAUUCAAGAUCUGCUACUGUUAGUAAUUUCCCCUGUCAUAAUUCAGACAAGACUUUCUCUCAAAUCUCCAUUUUCAUUACACACGUCAGAUAGCUAAUUGAAUUAUUGAAACCGAUUAUUCUUCAUCUGUCCGAUCUGAAUCUGCCCAAAUAUCCAUUGCUCAUACCAUAAGAAUGAAGAAUAAACGAAUCAGUUGCAACGAG
This is a messenger RNA of Tigriopus californicus, 4152 nucleotides long. It is a transcript of the gene Smurf, whose product is annotated as E3 ubiquitin-protein ligase SMURF2-like. NCBI's taxonomy places the organism in Eukaryota, Metazoa, Arthropoda, Copepoda, Harpacticoida, Harpacticidae. The coding region runs from base 392 to 3469 and encodes 1025 amino acids. Gene Ontology annotation, biological process: ubiquitin-dependent protein catabolic process; negative regulation of BMP signaling pathway. The transcript has 6 exons. Gene Ontology annotation, molecular function: protein binding; ubiquitin protein ligase activity. The record is from RefSeq and is a predicted model, not a curated record.